This is a messenger RNA of Austrofundulus limnaeus, 1766 nucleotides long. RefSeq names its product GTPase IMAP family member 8-like. The coding region runs from base 18 to 1766 and encodes 582 amino acids. The transcript is spliced from 2 exons. The record is from RefSeq and is a predicted model, not a curated record. Lineage: Eukaryota; Metazoa; Chordata; Actinopteri; Cyprinodontiformes; Rivulidae. Gene Ontology annotation, molecular function: GTP binding.
AGCUGGGGGUUGUUCUCAUGGGGAACAGCUGGUCUGCACGGAGCCUGGCUGCAAACCUCAUCCUGGGACAGACCGGAUUCGACACCAAGGAGGAACCAGAAACCUGCAUGAGCAUCAGAGGACAGGUGAAGAAGAGAGAACUGAUCCUCGUAAACACUCCGGACCUGUUGGUUCCCAACAUGUCCCAGUAUAAACUCACAAAACACAUCGAGACCUGCAGGAGAUAUUCUGCUCCUGGACCUCAUGUGUUCCUGCUGGUUCUACAGCCUGAAACCUUCACUGAGGAAGACAACGUCCGUCUCUGCAGAAUCCUUGAGUGUUUCAAUGAGCGGCCAUUUGACUAUUCACUGGUCCUGCUCGCACCCCCCACACAGGGAGCUGUGGGUGUCAGGGCCAACUACAUGGACCGGACAGACCGGACGGCCUCAGAGGACAUGGUGAAGAAGUGCAGAGGACAUUUUUCAUUUAGCAAGAACACCAAACAAUCUGAGCUGCUGAAACAGUUGGACAUCCUUCUAGACAUCAAAGGACAACGUGUGAGCUCUGACACCUUUGUGGACUCGACAACCUCCGAUGGCCAAGUUUCUGGUUCUGCCUACAGAAUCAUUUUGGUUGGAAAAGAUGAAGAAAAAAAGAUCAGAAUUGGAAAUCUUGUUGUUGGACAAUCAGGAACACAUUUCCAAAAACAAACAGACAAGAUAUGUGUGGUCACACACGGGGAGUGGAAAGGAUCUUCAGUAACGGUGGUUAAAACCUCGAACUUCUUCAGUAUGUCCCAGGAAACUAUUAAAGAAGAAAUGAAGACAUGUGUGAGUUUUUGUGAACCUGGACCAAAUGUUCUGCUGCUGUUAGUAAAACCCUCCUCAUUCAAUCUGAAGAAGAGACAAACACUCAACUUCAUCUUCAGUUUGUUUAAAGAAGAUGCCUUUAAAGUCUCUAUGGUUGUCAGAACACAUGAUGAGAGGAACUGUUCGUCAGUCAUACAGCUGAUUGAAGACUGUGAUGCGAAACAGUACAAUAUGUAUGAAAAUGACGAAAGAACAUUGAUGAAGAAAGUCUGGAACAUCAUACGUGACAACAGAGGAGCCUUCCUCACCCUUGCUGAUGACAUAAAACCAGAGCCACACCAGAUGAGACCUCCUUUAAACCUGGUUCUGGUUGGGAACAGAGGAGCAGAGAAGACUUUAGCAGCUAAAUCUAUUUUAAGUAAGACAGAUCUUCUUCCAGCCUCCACCUCAUCAAAGUGUGUUAAACAUGAGGCAGAGGUGUGUGGACAUUGGCUUUCUGUGCUACAGAUGCCUCCUCUGUACAGGAAACCACCUGAGGAAGUGAUGGAGGAAUCCUUCAGGUGUGUCUCCCUCUGUGAUCCUGAGGGGGUCCAUGCCUUCAUCCUGGUCCUACCUGUGGCUCCCCUCACUGAUGAAGACAAGGGAGAGUUACAGACCAUCCAGGACACAUUCGGCCAUCGAGUCAAAGACUUCAUCAUGAUUCUGUUCACUGUGGACUCAGAUCCUGCAGCUCCACCUGUUCUUAACUUUAUAAAGGAGACCAAGGAGAUCCAGGAGCUCUGUCAGAGCUGUGGAGGAAGAUAUUUUGUUCUUAAUGUCAAGAACAAGAUGCAGAUCCCACAACUGCUGAAGUUUGUGGACAAGAAGAGAGAGUCAUACACAACAAAGACACAUGCAAAUGCUCAAACAGAAAAAUAUAGAAAAUUGCAAGAGGAAAAUCAGGACCUGAAAUUAAAGAAAAACUCCACCAGUAAGUAA